Messenger RNA from Malassezia pachydermatis, 1428 nucleotides. Its product is annotated as histone acetyltransferase esa1. The transcript has a single exon. The record is from RefSeq and is a predicted model, not a curated record. NCBI's taxonomy places the organism in Eukaryota, Fungi, Basidiomycota, Malasseziomycetes, Malasseziales, Malasseziaceae. The coding region runs from base 1 to 1428 and encodes 475 amino acids. Gene Ontology annotation, biological process: regulation of DNA-templated transcription. Gene Ontology annotation, molecular function: histone acetyltransferase activity.
AUGGCGCCGCGAGCUCAUGGCGGUGAUAAGAAAGCCGAUACCGAGCCGGCGAAGAAGAGCGCCGGCGGCGAGUACACGCUGCGCGAUAUUCUAGUAGGCGCCAAGCUCUUUGUCGAGAAGACCAACCCCGACAAUGGCGACGUGGAGCAACGCCUAGCAGAAGUGCUCUCCAUCCGGGAAAAGCGGCAGAACCGUUUGCAUAUGCUCCAGGAGAUGCAGGAGCAGGGCAAAGAUACCAUUGAGGAGAGGGAACCCGAGCUGGAUUUCUAUGUUCACUACUGUGAAUUCAACAAACGUCUUGACGAAUGGGUCCCCUCCGCCAAGCUGGUCUUGUCGCGGGAGAUGGAAUGGCCCAAGCCGCCAGAGCCCGCUGCGACCAACAAGAAUACCAAGCGCAAAGUCGUGCAGGGUACACCAUCUGCUCAAGGCACGCCUGCCCCUGCUGACUCACCUGUGCUCGCCUCCUCGACCGACGACGUGAAAAAGGAGCCGAGCGACGACACGUUCAGCAAGGAGAAGGAAGUCGAGAAACUCCGUACCUCGGGCUCUAUGACCCAGUGCUCCAGUGAGAUUUCGCGUGUAAAGAAUCUGAAUAUGCUUCAAAUGGGGCGCCACCAAAUCGAAGCGUGGUACUUUAGUCCCUAUCCAAUGGAGUAUGCGUACAUUGAUUGUCUAUACCUGUGCGAAAUGUGUCUUUCGUACUUUCCUUCGGAAUUCCAGCUGAACCGACACCGCCGCAAGUGUACGCUCCUCCAUCCGCCAGGCAACGAAAUCUACCGAUGCGAGGACAUUAGCUUCUUUGAAAUUGAUGGGCGCCGCCAAAAGACGUGGUGCCGUAACUUGUGUCUACUGAGCAAAUGUUUCCUGGACCACAAGACACUGUACUAUGAUGUGGACCCCUUCUUAUACUAUGUCAUGUGUCAACGCGACAACACAGGCUGCCAUUUGAUCGGCUACUUCUCCAAGGAGAAGGAAAGUGCCGAAGGCUACAAUGUGGCGUGUAUUCUCACCCUGCCGCAGCACCAACGCAGUGGCUUUGGUCGUUUGCUCAUUGAGUUUUCCUACGAACUCUCCAAACGUGAGAACAAGUUGGGAAGCCCCGAGAAGCCUCUAUCGGAUUUGGGUUUGCUAGGCUACCGCGCCUACUGGUCCGAAACCAUCGUCGAUUUGCUGCUCAAGACCGAGGAUGAAAUUAGCAUUGACGAUAUCGCGACCAAGACCUCCAUUCUGCAUGCGGAUGUGCUCCAGACGUGCCAGGCGCUGAAUAUGCUCAAGCAGUACCAAGGCAAGCAUUACUUGGUCCUCUCGGACGCCAUCAUCGAGAAGCAUGAGCGACAGAUGAAAAAGAAACGGCGGCGUAUCCACGCCGAGCAUUUGAAUUGGAAGCCGCCUGUAUUUACGCGUGAUCAACUUCGGUUUGGUUGGUAG